Messenger RNA from Dictyostelium purpureum, 1599 nucleotides. RefSeq lists its product as uncharacterized. NCBI's taxonomy places the organism in Eukaryota, Evosea, Eumycetozoa, Dictyosteliales, Dictyosteliaceae. The transcript is spliced from 4 exons. The coding region runs from base 1 to 1599 and encodes 532 amino acids. Gene Ontology annotation, molecular function: ATP binding; ATP-dependent protein folding chaperone; ATP hydrolysis activity. Gene Ontology annotation, biological process: protein folding. Gene Ontology annotation, cellular component: cytosol; chaperonin-containing T-complex. The record is from RefSeq and is a predicted model, not a curated record.
AUGUCAAGUCAAUUAGCUCCAAUUCCAAUUUUAAAUCAAAAUGCCUCAGAAGAAAGAGGUGAAAUUGCUCGUUUAUCAUCAUUUGUUGGUGCUAUUGCAAUUACUGAUUUAGUUAAAACCACCUUAGGUCCAAAGGGUAUGGAUAAAAUUUUAAUUUCAGCAAGUAACCCAAAUGAACUUAUUAUUACAAAUGAUGGUGCUACCAUCUUAACAAAGAUCUACAUUGACAACCCAGCAGCAAAAAUUUUAGUAGAUAUCUCUAGAACUCAAGAUGAUGAAGUUGGUGAUGGUACAACAUCAGUAUGUGUUUUAGCAGGUGAAUUAUUAAGAGAAGGUGAAAGAUUAGUUGCACAAAAAGUUCAUCCACAAACCAUUAUUAGUGGUUGGAGAAUGGCACUCGAAGCUGCUCGUGGUGCAUUAACUACCUCAACCAAUGACAAUUCAUCAGAUAAAGAUAAAUUUAGACAAGAUUUAAUCAAUAUAGCCAAAACUACAUUAUCAUCAAAAAUUUUACACACAGAAAAAGAACAUUUCGCCAACAUGGUUGUUGAUGCAGUUUUAAGAUUAAAAGGUAGUACCAAUUUAGAUAACAUUCAUAUUAUUAAAAAGAGUGGUGGUUCAUUACGUGAUUCAUAUUUAGAUGAAGGUUUCAUUUUAGAAAAGAAAAUUGGUGUUGGUUGUCCAAAACGUUUAGAAAACCCAAAGAUUUUAAUUGCUAACACUGCUAUGGACACUGAUAAGAUUAAAAUUUUCGGUGGUAAAGUUGUUGUAGAUUCAAUGACCGAACUCUCCAAAAUAGAAGAAGCUGAAAAAGAAAAAAUGUUACUUAAAUGCAAAAAAAUCGUCGAUCACGGUAUCAAUUGUUUCAUCAAUCGUCAAUUAAUCUAUAACCUUCCAGAACAAUAUUUCGCUGAUAAUGGUGUUAUGUCAAUUGAACAUGCCGAUUUCGAUGGUAUUGAACGUUUAUCCUUAGUUACUGGUGCCGAAAUUGUUUCAACCUUUGACCAUCCAGAACUCGUUAAAAUUGGUACCUGUAAAUUAAUCGAAGAAGUUAUGAUUGGUGAAGAUAAAGUUAUUAGAUUCUCUGGUGUUCCAAGUGGUGAAGCUUGUACUAUUGUCCUCCGUGGUGCCACCUCACAUAUCCUCGAAGAAGCCGAACGUUCAAUCCAUGAUGCUCUUUGUGUUUUAGCUGUCACUGUAGGUGAAACUCGUACUGUUUUAGGUGCUGGUUGUUCCGAAAUGAUUAUGUCAAAAGCUGUUGAUGAAUUAGCUGCCAUCACUCCAGGUAAAAAAGCUAUGGCCAUCGAAUCAUUCGCCAAAGCUCUUCGUCAAAUUCCAACUAUUAUUGCAAACAAUGCUGGUUAUGAUAGCUCCGAAUUAGUUUCACAAUUAAAAGCCGCUCACUACCAAGGUGAUAUCAAAGCUGGUCUCAAUAUGAGAGAUGGUUGUAUUGGUAAUGUCGAAGAAUUAGGUAUUGUUGAAUCAUUUAAAGUCAAACAACAAGUUUUAAUCAGUGCUCACGAAGCUGCCGAAAUGAUCAUGAGAGUAGAUGAUAUCUUAAGAGCUGCUCCAAGAAGAAGAGAACCAAUGCGUCAUUAA